CAUUUCGCCGGUAUCAUUCGCCUGCGAUUCAGCCAGAGACGCUUCAUAAUCCUCUGCGCUGCAUAUGCUCUUCUAUCAUUAUAUCAACGGCAGCCACAUGCGCUUUUAAAAACCAAUGCAGCUUGGUCCAUUCUUUAGGUUUUUUCUUCAUGUAGACCCACUCUAGAACAUUAUUAUACAUGAUCCCUACGAGUAAUUUGUUACAUCUAUAGAUCUAUCCAUAGAGGGUCGUUUGAACGUUGUCGUUACUCGUCCAACAGCAUCAUUCCUUCUUCUAUCCACUGACUGAAACCAAACGCAGUUUGAAAGACUAAAGAAACAGCUACUGACGGCUCCAAAAUGGGGUAUGGACGGUCAGACAGUUACCGCGUGGCGACCACGCAGGACAAAGAUGAAAAGGAAUCUCCCAAAAAGAAGGCAGGGAAAGACCUGGAUGACCUCAAGAAGGAAGUACCAUUGACAGAGCAUAAGAUGUCGAUUGAAGAAGUAUGCAGAAAGUACAACACUGAUAUUGUACAGGGUCUGACUAAUGCUAGGGCAGCCGAGUACCUCAUUCGUGAUGGUCCCAAUGCUCUCACCCCGCCCCCUACUACCCCGGAGUGGGUUAAGUUCUGCCGACAGCUCUUCGGAGGGUUCUCCAUCCUGCUGUGGAUUGGAGCCAUCCUCUGCUUCCUGGCCUAUGCCAUCCAGGCCGCCACGGAGGACGAGCCUGCGGGAGACAACUUGUAUCUGGGCAUCGUGUUGUCUGCUGUGGUUAUCAUCACUGGCUGCUUCUCCUACUUCCAGGAGGCCAAGAGCUCUAAGAUCAUGGAGUCUUUCAAGAACAUGGUUCCCCAGCAAGCUUUAGUGAUCCGUGAAGGAGAGAAGCUCCAGAUUAAUGCUGAGGAGGUGGUGGGUGGAGAUCUGGUGGAGGUGAAGGGAGGUGACAGGAUCCCUGCUGACCUCAGGAUCAUUUCUGCCCAUGGCUGCAAGGUUGACAACUCCUCCCUUACCGGCGAAUCAGAGCCCCAGACCAGGUCACCUGACUGCACCCAUGAUAACCCUCUGGAAACCCGCAACAUCGCCUUCUUCUCCACCAACUGCGUUGAGGGUACUGCUCGUGGUAUUGUCGUAUGCACUGGUGACCGCACUGUAAUGGGCCGCAUUGCCACACUGACCUCUGGCCUUGAGACCGGCAAGACCCCUAUCGCCAAGGAGAUCGAGCACUUCAUCCAAAUCAUCACAGGCGUGGCCGUCUUCCUGGGCAUGUCCUUCUUCAUCCUGUCAAUCAUCCUGGGCUACUCCUGGCUGGAGGCCGUCAUCUUCCUCAUUGGAAUCAUUGUCGCCAAUGUGCCCGAAGGACUGCUGGCCACCGUCACUGUGUGUCUGACCCUCACGGCCAAGCGUAUGGCUCGUAAGAACUGUCUUGUGAAGAACCUGGAGGCUGUGGAGACUCUGGGUUCCACCUCCACCAUCUGCUCCGAUAAGACCGGCACUUUGACGCAGAACCGCAUGACUGUCGCCCACAUGUGGUUCGACAAUCAGAUUCACGAAGCUGACACCACCGAAGACCAGUCUGGUGCGUCGUUUGAUAAGAGCUCUGGGACGUGGUUGUCUCUGGCCCGUGUUGCGGCGCUCUGUAACAGAGCUGUGUUUAAGGCGGCUCAAGACUCUCUGCCAAUCCUGAAGCGUGAUGUGGCGGGCGAUGCUUCUGAGUCUGCCCUCCUUAAGUGCAUCGAGCUUUCCUGUGGAUCAGUCAAAGCCAUGAGGGACAAGAACAAGAAAGUGGCUGAAAUUCCAUUCAACUCCACCAACAAAUACCAGCUGUCAGUGCACGAGUCAGAUGAUGAGAGCAACAGCCACUACCUGCUGGUGAUGAAGGGGGCGCCAGAGCGCAUCCUGGACUGCUGCACCACCAUCAUGGUGCAGGGCAAAGAGCAACCCAUGGACGAGGAGUUGAAGGAGGCUUUCCAGAAUGCCUACCUGGAACUUGGAGGACUUGGAGAAAGAGUUCUGGGCUUCUGCCACGUGUUCCUGUCUGAAGACAAAUACCCCAAAGGAUUUGCCUUCGACACUGAUGACAUUAACUUUCAAACUGACAACUUGUGCUUUGUGGGCCUGAUGUCCAUGAUUGACCCUCCUCGAGCCGCCGUCCCCGACGCUGUGGGCAAAUGCCGCUCGGCUGGCAUCAAAGUCAUCAUGGUGACCGGUGACCAUCCAAUCACAGCCAAGGCCAUCGCCAAAGGUGUCGGCAUCAUCUCAGAGGGUAACGAGACAGUGGAAGACAUCGCCGCACGCCUUAACAUUCCUGUCAGCCAGGUCAACCCCAGGGAUGCUAAAGCCUGUGUGAUCCACGGGACUGAUCUAAAGGAUCUCAGUCAGGACCAGAUGGAUGAAGUGCUGAGGAAUCACACAGAGAUUGUGUUUGCCAGGACCUCUCCCCAACAGAAACUCAUCAUUGUGGAGGGAUGCCAGAGACAGGGUGCCAUUGUGGCUGUAACUGGUGAUGGAGUGAAUGAUUCUCCCGCUCUGAAGAAGGCUGACAUUGGCGUUGCUAUGGGCAUCUCUGGCUCAGACGUCUCCAAACAAGCUGCAGACAUGAUCCUGCUGGAUGACAACUUUGCAUCCAUUGUUACUGGAGUUGAGGAGGGUCGUCUGAUUUUUGAUAACCUGAAGAAGUCCAUCGCCUACACGUUGACCAGCAACAUCCCUGAGAUCACUCCCUUCUUGUUCUUCAUCAUAGUCAACAUUCCUCUGCCCCUGGGAACUAUCACUAUCCUCUGCAUUGACUUAGGCACUGACAUGGUUCCUGCAAUCUCAUUGGCUUAUGAAGCAGCAGAGAGUGACAUCAUGAAGCGCCAGCCUCGAAACCCCAGCAGGGACAAGCUGGUAAACGAACGUCUCAUCAGCAUCGCCUAUGGACAGAUCGGUAUGAUUCAGGCCCUGGGAGGAUUUUUCAGUUAUUUUGUGAUUCUGGCUGAGAAUGGCUUUCUUCCAAGUGUGCUUGUGGGCAUUCGAUUAAAUUGGGACGAUCGCUCUAACAAUGAUCUAGAGGACAGCUACGGACAGCAAUGGACAUAUGAGCAGAGGAAAAUUGUGGAGUUCACGUGCCACACCGCCUUCUUCGUCAGUAUCGUGGUUGUGCAGUGGGCCGAUGUGAUUAUCUGCAAGACUCGCCGCAACUCUGUGUUCCAGCAGGGCAUGAAGAAUAAAAUUCUGAUCUUCGGCCUGUUUGAGGAGACAGCUCUCGCUGCUUUCCUGUCUUACUGCCCCGGUAUGGAUGUGGCCCUUAGGAUGUACCCUCUGAAGCCCAGUUGGUGGUUUUGUGCGUUUCCAUACAGCUUCUUAAUCUUUGUUUACGAUGAGAUCCGAAAGCUCAUCCUGCGCCGAAACCCAGGAGGUUGGGUUGAAAAGGAGACAUACUACUGAAUUGUCAAAUACGUCCUCAUUCCCUCACUUUCUUUCUCUCUGUCUCUGUCUCCUGAAUCUAUCCAUCCCUCCUUUUACAAACCAACAAAGAACCAAGCAUAUUACAUUUCACAUCUCUUUUCCUCUACCGACAUUUUUUUAAAAUGAGAGGACCAACAACAAAGGAGGGGGAACAGAUCGUUGCAGUCGUUCUCUCCUCCCGUCUUUUUUUAGUUUCCACCCAAAGACUACAGCUCAGUCUGCCAGUAUCAUAGUUGUGAGGUGUGCUGAUCCUGAUAAAUACACUGUUAGCAUGUGCGCCUCUCAAAACCCGGCAGCUGCGUUAAGAUUCUGUCACGGCUAACAGGAACUCCUGUAUUAACACUGCCGUGCUAUUUCUCUGACUUUGAUCAAUCAUGUUUCUUCUCCGUUCCCUUUAUGACGAGAGUUUGGAUAACUGAGUUUUACGUCAUGAGUCCCCUCUGCUGGGGAAAAAGGGGAAAGACACCCUCACCACAUUGUUUCCUGUUGUGUUGUUGGAGAGCUGAUUUUAUUUUAUUUAAUAAUUCAUAACUUUUUUCGUUCAUUUUCUUCUACGUUAGAAAUGUGUCUGGGAGGUGCUUGUUUUCAUUUUUCUCAGACAUGACAAAGCACACUGCCACCCUCUCACUCUCUCUCUCUCUCUCUCUCUCUCUCUCUCUCUCUCUCUCUCCCAC
Molecule: messenger RNA, 4103 nt
Organism: Xyrauchen texanus (razorback sucker)
Lineage: Eukaryota; Metazoa; Chordata; Actinopteri; Cypriniformes; Catostomidae
Gene: atp1a3a
Product: ATPase Na+/K+ transporting subunit alpha 3a
Exons: 21
Coding region: 340-3408 (1022 amino acids)
Biological process (GO): proton transmembrane transport; intracellular potassium ion homeostasis; sodium ion export across plasma membrane
Cellular component (GO): membrane
Molecular function (GO): P-type sodium:potassium-exchanging transporter activity; ATP binding; ATP hydrolysis activity
Source: RefSeq, a predicted model, not a curated record